This is a messenger RNA of Etheostoma cragini (Arkansas darter), 2549 nucleotides long. It is a transcript of the gene crlf1a, whose product is annotated as cytokine receptor-like factor 1a. Gene Ontology annotation, molecular function: protein binding; cytokine receptor activity. NCBI's taxonomy places the organism in Eukaryota, Metazoa, Chordata, Actinopteri, Perciformes, Percidae. The record is from RefSeq and is a predicted model, not a curated record. The transcript is spliced from 9 exons. Bases 406 to 1590 code for a protein of 394 amino acids. Gene Ontology annotation, cellular component: external side of plasma membrane. Gene Ontology annotation, biological process: cytokine-mediated signaling pathway.
AGAGGGGGGAAAUGACUGGCGACUGUGUGGGAAGAGAGAGAGAGGAGGGGCUUAAAAAGUAUGAACUUGUGUAUGAUUCAGCUGCAGGAAGCAUUAAGAAGGGAAAAGACUGCACACAGGACGCGAUAUAUACUCACUCCUUUAGCCUUUAUUAAAGGACGUGUUGGCUUAUGGCUUCUCGGAGGGUGACUUUUCCCACCGGGUCCCACUUUCUCUAGUGUGCUCCUUCACGUCUGAGACUUGGCUUGUUAAUAAAAUCCGGAGCAUUCAGCUUUUUUGAACCCGUGCUGUUUUUGCUCUCUCCACACUGUGCGUAAUUUCUAUCCAGGAUCGAGAGAGAAAAGGCGACAUCACAACAACACGAGGACGAGGAAUCAAGACACAGAUAAAAGCAACUGGGGGAAAAUGAAAGUCGUCUUGGAUAUCUGCUUGAUGUUCCUCAUGCUGCACACUCCCGGCGUGCUGUCCUUGUCCACACAUGUAGCAGUGGUCUACCCCCAGGACCCCGUCCUUCGCAUGGGGUCCACCCUGACCGCCAGCUGCUGGGUCCACCCCGACCUCGGUGUCCACGCCAGCUCUCUGUUUUGGACGCUCAACGGUCAACAGCUGCCCAGCUCCCUGUACAGAGUGCUGAGCCCUACCAACCUCAGCGUGACGCUGGCCGGACUCAACGCCUCCAGACAGACGUCCGGCGACAACCUGGUAUGUCACAACCACAAGGGACACAUCUUGGCUGGCUCCUGCCUCUACGUUGGAAUGCCACCAGAGAAGCCGGUCAAUCUGACCUGCUGGUCCAGGAACACCAAAGACCUGACUUGCAGCUGGGCUCCAGGAGGAAAAGGAGAGACAAACAUUAGCACACAGUAUAUUCUCAAAUACAAACUCAGGUGGUAUGGUAAGGAGAAGGAGUGUGAGGAUUACACUCAUACGCAACCUUACUCCUGCAGCAUCACUCGGGACCUGCACCUCUUCACGCCCUAUGAGAUCUGGGUGGAGGCCUCUAACCAGCUGGGCCGGGCUACCUCCGAUGUCAUCACCCUCGACAUCCUAGACGUGGUGACCACGGACCCUCCAUCAGGUGUGACUGUCAGUCGUGUUGGGCAGUUAGAAGAUCAGCUGAGUGUUCGCUGGGAGGCCCCCCCCGCUCUCAAAGACUUCCUGUUUCAGGCCAAAUACCAGAUCCGCUACAGACUGGAGGACAGCCAAGACUGGAAGGUGAUGGAUGAUUUUGGGAAUCAGACAUCUUGUAGAUUGGCUGGACUGAGGCCUGGAACAGUGUACUUCGUCCAGGUUCGCUGUAACCCUGUGGGCAUCUACGGCUCUCGCAAAGCUGGGAUCUGGAGCGAGUGGAGCCAUCCAACUGCUGCAUCCACACCCCACAGUGAGCGCCUGAUGUCGGGCUCCUGUGACUCAAAGUCUAGCGGGGACUCCAACUCCACCCUGCGCAGGGAGCUGAAGCAGUUCUUCGGGUGGGUGCGGAAACACGCCUACGGGUGCAGCAGCAUGUCCAUGAAGCUAUACGACCAGUGGAGAGUGCUGAUGCAGAAAUCCCACAAAACUCGCAACCAGGUAGGUUCUCCAAGGGGAUAAAUCCUAGCACACACUGUGUUUACAAGUCAAGCAAAGAACUGAGUGAGUGUGUUUGCAUCUAUGUGUGUGUGUGUGUGUGUGUGUGUGUGUGUGUGUGUGUGUGUGUGUGUGUGUGUGUGUGUUUUCGAGAGAAAGAGACAUUGUGUUCGUAUAUGGGAAUUAUAAGACAAUGUGCUCCGGACAUUUUGUGUGAACACCAGCCGUUGCCGUGGGAGGACAUCCAACGAGAAACUGUGGGAUUCUCUUCUUUGCUGCAUCUUUUCCAGCCGGCGUGAGCACUUUUUUCAUCUGAAAAAUUGCAACUGAUAAAGGUGGAGUUUCCACGGACAUCCUGGAGUCAUGACUAGCGAGAGAUCAUGUGGACUACUCUGCUUUCUCAAAGGACGUUGUAGCAUGAAUAACUCGGGCAUCAGUAAAGAUGUUUGCCGUGUACCUGCUCCCAAAGGUCAUCAACACCGACUCAAACAAAACUAGAAAUGUUGCCCGAGCAUCUAAAAGUAUUCUGUGAUCUUUUUUUUGAGUUUCUCCUGUGGAUCCAAAGCACCAUCUAGUGGCUGUUCAGCGUCCAUGGAUACUCCACAUUGAAGCUUCCAUUGUGGUCCUGAUGUAAAAAGAAAAAGCAACAAUUUGUCAUUCAGUAUUUUUAAGUCAUGCUUUGUUAUAUAAGUGCCAAACUGGUUCACCCAGCAUCCAUGUGUGUCUGAGCGACAGUAUGUGACUGAUGGUGUUUGUGUAUGGAGACGUUUCACUGCCUUUAUUUUUGUACUGAAUUGUACCAGCAUAUUUAAAACUGUAUAAAGUUAUGUUUUAUGUCUUAAGUUAUGUUUAGUUAGUAAAGAAAUAUCAAUGACUGAAGUUGUUAUCAAUCUCUAAUGCUGUUCUAUAAAAACAUGUUGUCAGAAACACAGGAUUUGGGAAUGAAUUGUGUGCACAGUAAAGCAGACACAACGAUAAACACA